AUGAUCCAACAGAAAAAAAAGAAAACGAAGCCCCCCAUAAACCUAGCCACGCUGGAAGACAAAAUAAACAUCCUCAAUUUUAUGAAGGAUGACUUUGAAAAAAUUCUCGACAAAGAAAAUGAAAUUCAUGGAAUAGUCACCAAGCAGCACAACACCAAGGAGGAAAAAACCUUAAAUGAAAAGGAAAAAAUAGACAUCAUUUUAAGCGAGCUGUUGCUAUCCUGCGAAGAAAAAAAAAAUCAACUAAAUAAGUAUAUAAAAACUGCCAACGAAAUAAUCAGCCAAAAUAAUGACAUAAUUCAGAAGGAAAAGGAAGAAAUUGAAAAUUUAAUUUUGGGAAAAAAUCAAGAAAUAAAUUCUCUUCAACAAAAAAUUGACUUGGCAAAAUGCUUCUACGACGAUGUAAAUGAUGCAAUGGUGAAACUUUUUAACAACUUGGAUUUAUUUUUAAAAAAUAAAAUGAACGUGGAAUUAACGAUCGAUCAUCUGGGGAAAAUCUCAAAGGGGGAGGAAAACAUGGGCAAUAAACCCCGGGGGGAGAAUACACAACACAGCGACGAACAUGUAAGGGGGUAUAAAAGGGAGAACGAAGGGGAAGACCCAUUUUUACAACAAUUAUAUCACUCCAUGGAUGAAUAUGAAAAGAAAGUUUGCAUCAUUAAAUCGUUUAUGCGGGAAAAUGAAUUAGAUCACCUCUCAGAAAUGUUAUUAACUGAAAAGGGAAGCGAUGCUGGGCUACCUGCACAACUUCCGCACAUCCCUCAAAUGGAGGAGAAGAAUAUGAAGGGGCAAGGUAACAGUCGCAGCGGAGAUCCCCACUCCAGGAAGGACAAACAGGUGAGGUACGAAGAUACAUGCGUGAGUAAAACGGGACAGAGCGGAAUGGAAGACGAUACGGGUGACGAGACUGUCAGCGGGGAGGGGGAAAUGGACGAGGAAGAAAGCGAAGAUGCAGAUGAUGGGGAAGACUUGGACGAUGAUGAGGAUGGAGAGGAGAGCUUGGAUGGUGAUUCGGAUGGAGAGGAGAGCUUGGAUGAUGAUUCGGGUGCGGAGGAGGAAAGUGAAGAGUACGAAAACGACGAUGAGGAGGAAGAAGUCGAAGAGGAGGAUGAAGGCGAAGAGGAGGAUGAAGACGGAGAGGAGGAAGAAGUCGAAGAGGAUGACGACGAGGGGGGGAGCCUCACAGAUGACGCAAGCGCGGAAAGCACGCAGAGAAAAAAAUUCAACUCACCUGCGGAAAGUGCAGACAACUUCGGCGAGUCGCUGGAAGCAACGCCAAAUGGGCAUACAGAGAAAACGUGCGGAAAGAAAAAAAUACUGAACGAUGCAGAAACGACCAUAAAGAGCUUCUCCUCAGAGAUGUACAAAAAAAUAUUAAGCGACAAUAUGAACGUCCUCAUGGACAAAAUAAACAAAAUCGAUUACGACUACGUGUCUUACUUUGAAAAAAAAUUAAAAAGUUAA
Molecule: messenger RNA, 1464 nt
Organism: Plasmodium vivax (malaria parasite P. vivax)
Lineage: Eukaryota; Apicomplexa; Aconoidasida; Haemosporida; Plasmodiidae
Exons: 1
Coding region: 1-1464 (487 amino acids)
Source: RefSeq, a predicted model, not a curated record